Molecule: messenger RNA, 2256 nt
Organism: Oldenlandia corymbosa var. corymbosa
Lineage: Eukaryota; Viridiplantae; Streptophyta; Magnoliopsida; Gentianales; Rubiaceae
Source: the annotation of a GenBank genome assembly
AUGGAGAAACGUGCUAGUUUCAGUGUCCUUAUGUUUCCAUGGCUAGGUCACGGACAUAUUUCUCCUUACCUUGAACUAGCCAAAAAGCUUUCCACCAGGAACUUCACCAUCUACUUGUGUUCCACACGUGCCAAUUUAACUUCAGCAAAGUCAAAACUCAGUGAGAAGUUUAGCCAAGCAAUCAAACUUGUUGAACUCAAGCUUCCAUCUCUUCCUGGUCUCCCGCCAAAUUAUCAUACCACCAAUGGACUUCCACCCCAUUUGAUGCCAACCCUCAAAAAAGCCUUUGACUUGUCUUGUCCCAAUUUACGUAAAAUCCUAAAAGAUUUGAAGCCUGAUUUGCUCAUAUAUGAUCUCCUUCAGCCGUGGGCCCCGGUGGCGGCUUCGCUCUACGAUAUCCCGUCUGUUGAGUUUAUUAGCAGCAGUGUGACAAUGGCUUCAAAGGUCUACCACUCACUUAAGUUGCCAGGUGACAAGUUUCCUUUUGAAUCAAGUAUUUACUAUCGUGAAUACGAAUCAGAUAAGGAAAAAGAGUUGUUUGUGCAUAAUAAGGAUUCAAAGUCUUUCAUUGAGUGCAUUGAUACAUCUACUAAGAUUGUCCUAGUCAAGAGUGUUAAGGAAAUUGAGGGAAAGUAUAUUGAUUAUUUUUCCACUCUAACUGGGAAGAAAGUUGUGCCUGUUGGUCAUUUGGUUCAAGAACCUGUUUUUAGUGAUGGUGAAGAUGAAGAUUGUGAAGUUAUGGAUUGGCUUAACAAAAAGGAAAAGGGUUCAACGAUAUUUGUUUCUUUCGGGAGUGAAUAUUUUUUGUCUAGUGAAGAUUUGGAGGAAAUUGCUCAUGGUUUGGAACUUUGCAUGAAGUUUGGUCUUCCCAUUAUUGCCAUGCCAAUGCACCUUGACCAGCCUGUUAAUGCUCGUUUGAUUGAAGAAGUUGGCGUUGGAAUUGAAGUUUUGAGAGAUUCAGACGGUAGUCUUCAAAGGGGGAGAAUCGCAAAGGUUAUUGACUCUGUUGUAAAGGGAAUUGGUGGAGAACAAGUCAGGAAGAAAGCCAAAGACAUGAAGAGGAAGUUUGACUUGAAGGGAGAAGAAGACAUUGAUGAUCAUCUUGUGAAGGAGUUGGUGCAACUUUGUGUCAUGAAGAACAAGAAGAUUCAGCCUGCAUUGGUUAAGAGUUAUGGUCUUUUGGAGCUAAAAAUGCCUUGGAUUCAAUCAGGAAGUAAAAUAAGCCCUGCCAUUAUUUUCAUUAUAGUGAUACUGGCAGUCGUGUUCUUCAUUUCUGGUAUUCUACACUUGCUGGUGAGGUUUCUGGUAAAAAGGAGGCAAUCCCAAAUUUCACGGUCUAAUGCGCAUCUAGAUAUGUCAAGUUCUGAAGCUUAUCAAAGACAAUUACAGCAGCUAUUCAAUCUUCAUGAUUCAGGUCUAGAUCAGACCAUUAUUGAUGCUCUGCCACUCUUUCUUUACAAAGAUAUCCGGGGUCCAAAAGAGCCGUUUGAUUGUGCUGUUUGCCUCUGUGAGUUCUCAGAACAGGAUAAGUUAAGGUUGCUGCCAUUGUGUAGUCAUGCUUUUCAUAUUGAUUGCAUAGACACAUGGUUGUUGUCAAAUUCAACUUGCCCACUUUGCAGAGGUACCCUUUUUAGCCCAGAAUUUUCCAUUGAAAAUCCAGUUUUUGAGUUUGAUGAUUUCAAGGAUGAAGAUGUGGGAUUUUCAGAGAACUUGGGGGUUGCCAUUCCCAGUGGUCCUAAUAAGCCAGCUGAGGCUGCAGAGAAUAGUAUUGUUAAUGGAAAGAGGGUGUUUUCAGUCAGGCUUGGCAAAUUUAAGAACAUAAAUGGUAAAGUUGAAGAUAUUGAAGUUGGAGAGACAAGCAGCAGUAAUUUGGAUGCAAGAAGGUGCUUUUCAAUGGGCUCUUUCCAGUAUGUAGUUGCUGACUCGGAACUGCAAGUAACUUUGUGUCCUAAAAGAACCAAGGGAAAUAACAAUGAUGUUCUUGAUCAAAGGCUUGUAAGAGCAAAAGAAAAAGGUGGACCAAAUGGGAGUUCCAUGAUUAAUGAUGGGGGUAUUAGUGUUACUGAUGGUAAGAAGAUUAACAUGAGAAGCAAAGGGGAGAGCUUUUCUGUUUCCAAGGUCUGGCUGUGGUCCAACAACAAAGGCAAAUUCCCCACUUCUGCAGAUAAUCACCAGAUUUCUAGUUCCAUUAAUGUUAAUUUUCCAUUGACUGCUACAUCUAAACAGCCUAUAGCAAAGAUGCCCUUAGUGCCUUAG